Fraxinus pennsylvanica is the source of this 558-nucleotide messenger RNA. NCBI's taxonomy places the organism in Eukaryota, Viridiplantae, Streptophyta, Magnoliopsida, Lamiales, Oleaceae. The record is from the annotation of a GenBank genome assembly.
AUGACAUGGAAGAAGAAUCAGAACAAAAAACGACCUAUUUCUCACUAUUCGAACCUCCCUUUUGAUGAUGAGGUUAAUCAAAAUAAUGAUGCUAAUACCAAAACUAAAACUAUUGAAACAGAGGUAGUAGAAGAAGAUAAAGCCGUCCAGGACGAAGAAUUGAAGAAUAAAGAAAUUUAUGCUUCUGGGAAUGAUGAAGAGAAUAAUAAGAAGCUUGGUGAAGAAUAUGAAGCUCUAGGAAACAAGCUUGCCGAGGAUGGGAAUUACCAAGAAGCACUUGGAAAGUGGGAGACUGCAAUUGUAUUGAUGCCGGAGCGAGCUGUUUUACACGAACAAAAAGCUCAAGCAUGGAUCACCCUUGGUAGAGCUCAGUUAAACUUUGGGGAGCCCGAUUGUGCCAUUGAAAGCUUUGACAAAGCAUUAGCAAUUAAGCCGGAUUCUAUGGAAGCAAAAGGGGACAGGCAAACUGCUUUACAUUUGGUUAAGAGGCGAAAACAGCUUCAUUCAACCGGAUUGAGUUCGACUGAAAACCGUUUUCUCAUUGGAGAUCAAGGCUAA